Messenger RNA from Aquila chrysaetos chrysaetos, 2294 nucleotides. It is a transcript of the gene CREM, whose product is annotated as cAMP responsive element modulator. Lineage: Eukaryota; Metazoa; Chordata; Aves; Accipitriformes; Accipitridae. Bases 221 to 1318 code for a protein of 365 amino acids. Gene Ontology annotation, cellular component: nucleus; ATF4-CREB1 transcription factor complex. Gene Ontology annotation, biological process: regulation of transcription by RNA polymerase II. The transcript has 9 exons. Gene Ontology annotation, molecular function: RNA polymerase II cis-regulatory region sequence-specific DNA binding; protein binding; DNA-binding transcription factor activity, RNA polymerase II-specific. The record is from RefSeq and is a predicted model, not a curated record.
UGGGGCUGGGAGUCGCCGCAGACGCCAUUUCCUCAGCGCCCCCGCGGCGGCGCGGCUGCAUCAGCGCUGACGUGAGGCCGACGCGCGGCUGCGCCCGGCCCAAUCCCCCCCACCCCCUGUGACGGGGGCAGCACGUACAGGGCGGCGGUGCAGGGUUUGGUAGGAGAGAAAGGGAGCCGAAGAGAAUCAAGCUCUUGUUUUAAAACACACACCUUCCGUUAUGACUAAGUGUGCCAAGAAAUAUGGAAAAGCAACUGUCAGGUGCCUGAUAUACCUCCCUGUACUGCAUUAUUUAGAUGUGUAUGUAUUUACUUUUAGACAGAUGACCAUGGACAUGGUUGAAUCCCAACAGGAUGACAGUGCAGUGGAUUCUGUGCCAGAGGGAGAUGCUGGUCACCUUCAGAAUCAGCCAGGCCAAAGUCAGAUUUCCCCAGGAUCUGAGGUUUCUGUAGCUGCAUCAAGUGCUGGAAGAGGAUCUCCAGCUGUAACUCUAGUGCAGUUGCCUUCUGGUCAAACUGCUCAUGUCAAGGGUGUAAUUCAAGCCAUACAGCCCUCAGUCAUUCAGUCACCACACAUGCAAGCUGUUCAGGUAGCAUCGAUUGCAGAUGAAUCUGCUGAAUCAGAAGGGAUAAUUGAUUGUCAAAAACGUAGGGAAAUACUUUCAAGAAGGCCUUCAUACCGAAAAAUUUUGAAUGAACUCUCAUCAGAUGCUCCUGCAGUACCGAAGAUUGAAGAAGAAGAAAAGUCAGAAGAUGAAGGAGCGCCUUCUGGAAUUUCUGCAAUGGCCAUGCCAACCAGCCUGUAUCAUACUAACACAGGGCAAUACAUUACUAUAACUCAAGGUGGUACAAUCCAGAUUUCUAAUCCAGCCUCUGAUGGUGUCCAUGGACUACAGACAUUAGCAAUGACAAAUUCAGGAACUCCUCAGCCAGGUGCUACCAUUGUGCAAUAUGCAGGACAAUCACCUGAUGGCACACAACAGUUUUUUGUUCCCGGAAGCCAAGUUGUUGUUCAAGCUGCCACUGGAGACAUGCCAGCUUACCAGAUUCGAACUCCCACUACUACCUUACCUCAGGGAGUAGUAAUGGCAGCCUCACCAGGGACUUUGCAUAGCCCUCAGCAACUGGCAGAAGAGGCAACACGCAAGAGAGAGCUGAGACUUCUGAAAAAUAGGGAAGCUGCCAGAGAAUGUCGCAGAAAGAAGAAAGAAUAUGUCAAAUGUCUUGAAAAUCGUGUGGCUGUGCUUGAAAACCAAAACAAGACUCUCAUUGAGGAACUCAAGGCCCUCAAAGAUCUUUAUUGUCAUAAAGCAGAAUAACUGUCUUUCAUUUGGACCUCGUUUAUUAUGAACUUUAAUCAAGGCAUGAGAGGAAGCAAUUCUACAGAUUGCCAUAUGAACUUGAGAAAGAGACACUUGAGGCCCUUGUGGAACCCAGUUUUGCUUAGUGUUUUCAGACUGAUUUGGGAGAUAUUCCAAAAUUUGGAAUUCUGUCAUAGUCUCCAUACUCUGCUGAGCUUUCUAAUGGCAUGCAAAUGGCUUUUUUGUUUGCACUUUUUACUUCUGCUUUUUGCAGGGAAGCUGCUAAAGAAUGUCGACGUCGGAAGAAAGAAUACAUAAAAUGUCUGGAGAGUCGUGUUGCAGUGCUAGAAGUUCAGAACAAGAAACUUAUAGAGGAGCUUGAAACCCUAAAAGACAUUUGCUCUUCCAAAACAGAUUAGUAAAAAUAUUUAUUAUACUGUGAACUGACUAAAAUAUGUCCAGUUGCUUUAUAAGGCAAUACAUAGCCGACAUGAAUUAUGGCUUUCUCUUUGUGUCAUUUAUAUUAUUUUCCAACUCCUAACAUUCCUGAAAUGCUUUCCUGCUUUUUGUCAAUUCAUAGCUCUAAUUUCAGGUUUUUCAUGCUCCUCUCCUCCAUCUCCCAAGGAGCCAAAUGUUAAAAAUAUGUAACAAAGUAAAAAAGCGCGUAAUUUCUAAGAGCUGUUUCUUUGCCAUAUAUUUACAUACUACUUUUUACAUGUUACUGAGUGUCCUGCACAUACAAAAUAUUUUACAGUUGUUUUAGAUUAAUCAUAAAGAUAAUGCAUCCAGUAAUACAAGAAAAUCAAACAACCCAAGGUAUCUCAGGAAAGAGUUUAUAAAAGAAUGUUAUGAUUACAUGUAUGUACUAGCAUACUAGUCUACAGAUGAUUUUAUGGCAUAUUUUUAUAUUAGUUGCUUUGUGGAAAAAAGUAUUGUAUUGCUGUCACUGAGUGCCAUGGUUAAAGAUAGUUUUUAAUAGAACCAUGUUGUUUAA